AUGGCGUCCCAUCUCCCAAACGGCCCUCGGCGACACAGUUCCCAGUCCGGGGGCGGCGUGUCCCUAGAAGAUCUACCCAAAACCAACAAUUUCACCACCAAACUUCCCCCGGAUCCCGCAUUCGAAACACCCGAAUCGUCGCACAAUGCGCCCCGGGAAGCAUUGGGGCCGCGCAUGGUCAAAGGCGCGCUGUACACCUAUGUUCGUCCAGAGCCGCAAGAUGAACCGGAGUUACUGGGAGUAAGCCCUCGGGCUAUGAAGCAUAUUGGGUUAAAAGACGGAGAGGAGCAGACCCAGGCGUUUAAGGAUAUGGUAGCUGGGAAUAAGAUCUUUUGGAGCCAGGAGGGCGGCGGAAUAUACCCUUGGGCGCAAUGUUAUGGAGUGGAGCUUGGGCGGGACAAUUGGGUGAUGGGUCUAUUCGAAAGUAUAAAUCCAGAGACGAAUAAAAGAUAUGAGAUUCAGCUCAAAGGCGCAGGCAAAACACCAUAUUCUCGUUUCGCCGAUGGCAAGGCCGUCCUUCGUUCAAGCAUUCGCGAAUAUAUAGUUUCAGAAGCUAUCAACGCUCUUGGAAUACCCACAACCCGUGCCCUUGCGCUGACACUCCUUCCCAAUGUCGGCGUCAGACGUGAAAAGAUUGAACCCGGAGCAAUUGUUACGCGUUUUGCUGAGUCUUGGCUUCGAAUUGGAACUUUUGAUCUCCUCCGUGCGCGCGGAGAUCGGGACCUGACCCGAAAAUUAGCCACUUACCUUGCCGAAGAUGUCUUUCCUGGUUGGGAGUCUCUCCCUACAGCACGGGUGUUUCCAAAGGAUAGUUCACCCCCUGCCGACAUUGCCGAUCCUCCACGAGGAAUACCUAAAGACGAAAUACAAGGAGAAGAAGGAGCAGAGCAAAACAGAUUUGCCCGAUUGUAUCGAGAGGUUGUACGGCGCAAUGCAAAUACCGUUGCCCAAUGGCAAGCGUAUGGCUUUAUGAAUGGGGUGCUGAACACUGACAAUACUUCACUUUUUGGCCUCUCGCUCGAUUAUGGGCCAUUUGCCUUUAUGGACAAUUUCGACCCUAAUUACACCCCAAACCACGAUGAUCAGUUGUUACGGUAUUCUUAUAAGAACCAGCCGUCGGUGAUAUGGUGGAAUCUGGUUCGCCUUGGCGAAUCUCUUGGGGAGCUAAUAGGCGCCGGAGACAAAGUCGACGACGAGACUUUUGUUACUAAGGGAAUAACCGAGGACUUUGCGCCGGUGCUGAUCAAGAGAGCGGAGACGAUCAUCGAUAAUGCGUCAAAAGAAUAUAGAGCUGUGUUCUUGAAUAGGUACAAACAGCUUAUGGCCGCACGGUUGGGCCUCAAGACCCAGAAAGAUUCGGAUUUUGAAAAGCUGUUCUCUGAUUUGCUUGAUACCCUCGAAGCAUUAGAAUUAGACUUUAAUCAUUUCUUCAGGAAACUGUCUGGGCUUUCGUUGAGUGACGUUGAGAGCGAAGAGAAAAGGAAAGAGAGCGCCGGUGUAUUUUUCCACAAAGAAGGCGUUGGAGGCAUUGGCAACACAGAAGAGUCUGCCAGGGAACGUCUUGCAAAUUGGCUCUCCACUUGGAAAGAUAGAAUAGUGGAAGAUUGGGGGAAUGGCUCAGAUGCCGAACGGCAGACAGCCAUGAAGGCAGCGAACCCAAAGGUGAGGACAUGCCUCAGUAAAAUAUCCCCAUUGCUAACACGCUCUAGUUCCUUCCUCGAUCCUGGGUUCUGGAUGAAGUGA
Uncinocarpus reesii 1704 is the source of this 1743-nucleotide messenger RNA. RefSeq lists its product as uncharacterized. The transcript is spliced from 4 exons. The coding region runs from base 1 to 1743 and encodes 580 amino acids. NCBI's taxonomy places the organism in Eukaryota, Fungi, Ascomycota, Eurotiomycetes, Onygenales, Onygenaceae. The record is from RefSeq and is a predicted model, not a curated record.